Messenger RNA from Pseudocercospora fijiensis CIRAD86, 2200 nucleotides. RefSeq lists its product as uncharacterized. The record is from RefSeq and is a predicted model, not a curated record. Gene Ontology annotation, molecular function: succinate dehydrogenase (quinone) activity; electron transfer activity; flavin adenine dinucleotide binding. NCBI's taxonomy places the organism in Eukaryota, Fungi, Ascomycota, Dothideomycetes, Mycosphaerellales, Mycosphaerellaceae. Bases 158 to 2155 code for a protein of 665 amino acids. Gene Ontology annotation, biological process: mitochondrial electron transport, succinate to ubiquinone; tricarboxylic acid cycle. The transcript is spliced from 3 exons.
CAAGCAUACAUUCCUCCUACUUCCUAACCUUCGCUUGAGAGCCCGCCUGCUGCAGACGUUGCGUGGAAACAUGCUUUGAAGGAACAGAAAGAGCCAUUGACUCGAUAGACCCGCUCGCCCACACACCCACAGUCUGCCAUCACGCAUUGGGCAGGCUAUGGCACAAUCAAUGCGAAGAGCCUUCCUGGACGCCACCUCGGCCUUUCGAACGACCUCCCCAUCAAUCACAUCACAAUCCAGCCCGGUGUGGCGAAGACGAAGCACUCCAAACGCGUCCCAAAACAGCACAAGUCAGCGAAGAACCUACCUUGGUCAGACACAACGAAGACGAGCCACAACUUCGGCAGAAACCACAUUCUCCAAGUAUCCCAUCAUAGAUCACCACUACGAUGCCAUUGUCGUGGGAGCUGGUGGCGCAGGCCUCAGAGCAGCUGUGGGUCUAGCAGAGUCCGGCUUGGAAACAGCAUGCAUCACGAAACUGUUCCCCACUCGAUCGCAUACGGUAGCCGCACAAGGAGGAAUCAAUGCAGCACUCGGCAACAUGACUGAAGACGACUGGCGGUGGCACAUGUAUGACACAGUAAAAGGAAGCGAUUGGCUCGGAGAUCAAGAUGCAAUACAUUAUAUGUGCAGAGAGGCUCCAAAAGCAGUGUAUGAAUUGGAGAACUACGGCAUGGCUUUCUCGCGGACAGAAGACGGCAGAAUAUACCAACGAGCACUGGGAGGGCAAAGCUUGAACUAUGGCAAAGGUGGCCAAGGUGUGCGGUGCUGCUCGGCUGCCGAUCGAACAGGGCAUGCUAUGUUGCACACACUGUACGGGCAGAGUGUGAAGCACAACACCAACUUCUUCAUAGAAUACUUUGCGAUAGAUUUGCUCAUGGUCGACGGUGAAUGCGUCGGCGUUCUCUGCAUGUCAAUGGAAGAUGGUACUCUGCACAGAGUAUUUGCGAGAAACACCGUCCUUGCGACAGGUGGAUAUGGACGAACGUACUUUUCAGCUACGUCAGCACACACCUCGACAGGAGACGGCAAUGCCAUGGCAUCACGAGCGGGUCUGCCAAACCAAGACUUCGAGUUCAUUCAAUUCCACCCUACAGGCAUCUAUGGCGCCGGUGUGCUGAUCACAGAAGGAUCGAGAGGUGAAGGCGGCUACCUUCUAAACAGCAACGGCGAGCGCUUCAUGGAACGAUACGCACCUACGGCCAAAGACCUAGCAUCUCGCGACGUAGUCUCUCGAAGCAUGCACAUGGAGAUUCGAGCAGGACGCGGCGUAGGACCAGAGAAAGAUCACGUCUACCUCCAACUCAGCCAUCUCCCCAAAGACCUCAUCAUGGAACGCCUCCCGGGAAUCGCAGAAACCGCCAGCGUCUUCAGCGGCGUCGACGUAACAAAAGAACCCAUCCCCGUCCUCCCCACAGUCCACUACUGCAUGGGCGGCGUCCCCACGAACUGGAAAGGCGAAGUCCUCAACGUCGACCCCUCGAGCGGCAAAGAAAAAGUCGUCAAAGGCCUCUACGCCGCCGGAGAAGUGGCCUGCGUCAGCGUCCACGGCGCAAACCGUCUGGGCGCCAACAGCCUCCUCGACAUCGUCGUCUUCGGCCGAGCCUGCGCCCUCGACAUCGCCUCGAAAAACUCAAAAGGCCAACCCCACAGCCCCGUCCCCGAAAACAUCGGAAUGGACUCUUUGGACUGCAUGGAAAAAAUCCGGUGCGCAGAUGGAGAGAAACUCAGCGCGGAAAUCCGUGCGGACAUGCAACGGAUCAUGCAAUCUGAAAUUUCCGUCUUCCGCACUCGCGAAGCUUUGGAACGAGGGAAUUCGAAAAUGCAGAGUGUGCAAACAGAUUUCGAGACGAGGUUGGCGGUGAGGGAUCGCAGUAUGAUUUGGAAUUCGGAUUUGAUUGAGACGUUGGAGUUGAGGAAUUUGUUGACGUGUGCGGCGCAGACGGCGAAGAGUGCGCUUUUGAGGGAGGAGAGCAGGGGGAGUCAUGCGCGAGAGGAUUUUGUGGAGAGGGAUGAUGAGCAUUGGAUGAAGCAUACGCUUUCGUGGCAGCGAAAUGUUGGGGAGGAGGUGCGGAUUGGGUAUAGAGGGGUUGUCAUGGGGACUUUGGAUGAGGGGGAGAUGGGGAGUAUUCCGCCUGUUAGGAGGACGUAUUAGGAUAUAGUAUAAAUGUAGGUAUACUAUAGCGGGAUGGAGGGCUCG